Messenger RNA from Triplophysa rosa, 2327 nucleotides. It is a transcript of the gene septin2, whose product is annotated as septin 2. The record is from RefSeq and is a predicted model, not a curated record. Gene Ontology annotation, cellular component: microtubule cytoskeleton; septin complex; septin ring. Bases 143 to 1267 code for a protein of 374 amino acids. Gene Ontology annotation, molecular function: GTP binding; GTPase activity; molecular adaptor activity. Lineage: Eukaryota; Metazoa; Chordata; Actinopteri; Cypriniformes; Nemacheilidae. Gene Ontology annotation, biological process: regulation of exocytosis; cilium assembly; cytoskeleton-dependent cytokinesis. The transcript has 13 exons.
UCUCCUCUUCACAGUACAAUGUCGGUGUCGGCGUCAGUGUGAGUUCCGGUAUCUCAGGAAUUUGGGCUCAUCGUCUCCUAACCCCCCUGCAGUACUGAAAUCGAGUUUUUCCCGCAACUUUAAGGUUUUGUUUGAGCUCAAAAUGUCUCAGGCGGAUAAACUGAAGCAGGGACAGUUUACAAACCCAGAGACACCUGGGUAUGUGGGAUUUGCGAAUUUGCCAAACCAGGUGCACCGGAAAUCUGUGAAAAAGGGCUUUGAGUUCACGCUUAUGGUGGUGGGUGAGUCUGGAUUAGGGAAGUCCACGCUGAUCAACAGUUUGUUCCUCACCGAUCUCUAUCCCGAGAGAGUCAUUCCUGGCGCUGCAGAGAAGAUUGAGCGUACAGUGCAGAUCGAAGCCUCAACAGUGGAGAUUGAAGAGCGUGGAGUGAAGCUUCGCCUCACUGUGGUUGACACACCUGGAUAUGGAGAUGCCAUUAAUAGUGAAGACUGUUUCAACACCAUUAUCUCAUACAUCGAUGACCAGUUCGAGCGCUACCUUCACGAUGAGAGCGGACUCAACCGCAGACACAUUGUUGACAACCGCGUGCACUGUUGCUUCUAUUUCAUUUCUCCAUUGGGUCACGGGCUGAAGCCUCUAGAUGUCCAGUUCAUGAAGGCCAUUCACAAUAAAGUGAAUGUUGUUCCUGUUAUUGCCAAAGCAGACACACUGACCCUCAGGGAGAGAGAGAGACUCAAGCGCAGGAUUUUGGAUGAAAUCGAUGAGCAUGGCAUUAAGAUCUAUCAUCUACCUGAUGCAGAGUCAGAUGAGGAUGAAGAUUUCAAAGAGCAGACCAGAAUUCUUAAGGCCAGUAUACCAUUUGCUGUGGUGGGAUCCAACCAGCAGAUUGAAGCUAAAGGGAAGAAGGUGAGAGGACGUUUGUACCCGUGGGGUGUAGUGGAGGUGGAAAACCCUGAACACAACGACUUCCUUAAACUUCGCACCAUGCUGAUUACCCACAUGCAGGACCUGCAGGAGGUGACUCAGGAUCUUCACUAUGAGAACUUCCGCUCGGAGCGCCUCAAACGGGGCGGCAGGUUGUCCUCCCAUGGUUACAUUCUGCCUCUGUCGCCUGCCAGGAACGUCCCGGAGCCAGAAGAAAUGGACAAGGACAUAAUCCUGCAGGAGAAGGAGGCUGAGCUGAGGCGGAUGCAGCAGAUGAUCGCCAAGAUGCAAGCACAGAUGCUGAAGCAGGGAGACGGUGAGGAAGACGGCCCACACCUGUGAGAAACACGAUGCUGACCUGUCAUUCGAGCUUGAGCCAGUCAGGCACAUCGCCAAAACUUGCUAAAUUUGGAGAAAGUGAGGAGACUAGCUCAACCUGCUUGUCAUUUUCUUAGUUUCUGUCACUCUUAUGUGUUUGUAAGCAGUAUUAAGUUCUUUGUUAUUUACUCAGAUGCUGAUUACUCAUUACUCAGAUCUAAAAUUCAUUUAUUUUCUUCCAACACCUUAUUAUGCCAGUAACCAAAAUGAAGAAGCAGUUAUAAAGUCUGUGGACCUCACAGAGCAAUUAAUGUUUUAUAUUCUGUUACAAAAGCCAAAUGCUGCGGGUAAAUGACCUUUUUAUAUAAAGCCCCUUUUGUCUAUCAGGACCAUUCAAGACCACUGGAAGUACUUACUGCCCCAUAUUAUACCAUCCACAGUAGCUUAAAAUCACUGUGAAGAAUUCUAGCAGCUUUUGAAUUUGAGUGUUUUUUGAUUAUUCAUUUUAUAUCAAUAAUAAGUGUUGCCAGAGAGAUUGCUGCCCUCCAGUUCAGGAGUUUUUGAAGUACUUCUCUCAUUCCUGCAUGAAGAAGUCUUUGUGUGAUGUGCCAUUCUGUUGAAUGGUCUCCAAACAAAUGCAAAACAGGUAUAAUGUAAUCCAUUGUACAAUCCCUGUGCUGUCUAAUGAAGGAGAAGGAGCAAUUCUCUGAUUUGAGUGACUUAUGUAGCUCAGUGGAAACUCAUGUAAUAUCAGACGUGCAAUGUGAAAUUGGGUUAGUGAAAGGAUAUAUAUUGACAUGAAAUAUGCUGUUGUGCUUUUUGACCUUAAUGCAUGCCAAGUUUUACCUGGUUGUUUAUUUUUUACUCAUUUCUGUGACUGAAUUAGUUUUCUUCUGUAUCAUAAAUACGUAUAUAAAUAAAUCUGUUACCCAACAGCAAAUGUCACCUUCAGCGAGCUAAACCUUUUCCAUAGUUGCUCUUGAAAACCUGGUUGUUAACAUUCCUGUUAUAAUAUUUCACUUGAGAACUUUCUAAUAAACAUCUUUUGUUUAUCAUCUUGUAAUAAAUUUUAUAUUCAAAACUU